This is a messenger RNA of Pyrenophora tritici-repentis Pt-1C-BFP, 5303 nucleotides long. NCBI's taxonomy places the organism in Eukaryota, Fungi, Ascomycota, Dothideomycetes, Pleosporales, Pleosporaceae. The record is from RefSeq and is a predicted model, not a curated record.
AUGGCAGGCAGCCAGAGCAACUCUGGCGAUACAGACGCUGAUGUUCAAGAGCAACUACUCAACUAUCCAUCCGAACGCAAUACAAGCAAGCGCGCAGAAACUAUAUCCCCAGGAGCGAAGUUUACUGCUGAACACCUUAUGCGACACUGUCCAUACACAGUCACGUUUGACUAUAUCAACCCAUCUCUCUGGGGUGUACCCGCACCAGAGGAUGCAGACGAGACGCACGCAACAACCUGGGUCGCGAAGGCUAUCCACGACUACCAUGUAGGAAUGGAAUGGGAUGAGAGACUAUACUUCGACUACCAAUGGGACUUUGAAGGAUGGACACGAGAGCUAUUCCAGAAGGUUGAGCGCACUACGCUAAGAUCUCUGAAGACUGUGCUCCGGUAUAGGGGAGUCUAUACAGGCAAAUUUCGGGCUAGAGUAGCUGAUUCCCUCUUCAACUUACUAGGAGGAGAAAACGCUCCCGAAUGGGACCCUGCAGAGUUCAAGGCCGAGAAGUUUGACGAACGUUCUGAGGCGUACCAGCGUCAGCAGAACGCACAUCUAGCAGCCCCUAUAGAUAGACAAGCGCAGCAGCCACUGCAACAGACGCAGCCACUGGAACCGCUACAGCCGCAGCCACAACGUCCGUCACAGGGCGAGCAGUAUAGAGUGAGACAAGGCGUUCGAAGCCACCCGCAAUAUCAAGAGCUACAACAACCGCCCUACGCGAUCAAUGCCUAUGCAGGACCACAGCCUCGACAAACGGAGCAGGCUAUGCAACCACAACAAUGGUACCCGCAGACACAGACACGACCCCCAGCGACCGCAUACCGCGAGGUGACACCUUUCCCUCAGCAACCUACAAACCGAGUACCUGACAGACCCCUUGGCCUACCACAUGACCCGUACAAGACGCUACCGCCGCGAUGGUCUCGCAACGAUCGGCUCGAAGCCAAUACGAUCACGCAGUUCUCUAAGCUAUGGGACAAUAGCAACAAGUAUACAGGGAAUGCGUACGAUCUCCUAGACGAUAAGAUUAAGAUCUUCUUCAGCAUCUGCUGGCAGGUAGAUAUCCAGGAGGAGCAGUUUCACGCAGUGUUUCCCCGUAUCCUUACCGGGCGUGCAGAGACGUUCUACAUACAGGUUGUAGAGAGAGAUGAUAGCUUUGCUGAUGCGUACAUGGCAAUCAAAAACCACUUCGACCAUGACGUCCAUCACCAGCACUACUACACAGACUGGACGACUACAACCUUCGCUCGCACCCGCGCAGAGAACCCUGAUAAGGGACUACACGAGGUUCUGCAGAUCCUGCUUGACAAGCUGCAGCUAUGCCAGCGUGCCCUUGGCAAGAACUUUGAGGGUGAGGAUGCCCUCCGCACUACGGUCAUCAAUGCCUGCCGAGGAGUACCAGAACUUGAGAUGGCACUGUUCAAGCCAGCCACAAUCUGUGAAGGACUCUUCUCAGAUCUACGAUCCGCAGUGGAAACACACCUAGCACGGCAACACACCGCCCAGUUGGUCACAGAAGAUCAAUACUACCUAGACCGCCGAUACAACGGCAAUGGAAGGAUCCGAGGUGGAUCUCGAGGUGGAGGAGGAUUCAGAGGCGGAUCCAGAGGAGCAUACCGAGGAGGCGAGCAGCGCGACGACAACGGACGAGGAUUCAAGCCACGUUGGAGGAAGAAAUGCUUUGUUUGCCGGAAGGAAGGAUGCUGGUCUACCAACCACACAGAUAAAGAGCGCAAAGAUGCCCGUGCGCAGUUCUUCUCUACGCUAUACUUUACAGGUGCACAGCCCCCUGAGGACUUCUCCGUACAUCUUGCAGAAUACGAAGGGAUCGAGCACACCAGCCAGUACAAUCAGAGAGGCUGGAGAGAGGAGGAAGACUGCGAGGAUGACGAGGAUGACGACGUCGCGGAAGCACAUUCUGAACACCAGUUCUUCAAGGAGCAAUGCCUUGCAGACCAGGCGUUCUUGCAUCAUAUCUCGGGCGACGACAUAUACAGCCGAGACGCGCCGUCAGCACCAGCAUCGCAGUUCCUGCUUGAGGACCGCUACACACGAUCUGUGUACCAAGGAAUCCUACCAGAUACAGGCGCUGCAAACGUAUCCACGGUCGGCAAGGAGCAAUACCUCGCACUUACGAGAGAAGAUCCGACGGUUAAGUUAGACACAUCUACAGCAGGGAAAGCGUCUAUUAAAUUCGGAAAAGGCGAGGCUACAGCGUCGAUUGGCACCGUGCAGGUCUCUACGGAGAUCGGAAAAAUCAACUUCGAAGUGCUCGAGGCGCCUACGCCGUUCUUGCUAUGCCUUGCAGACAUGGACCGCUUAAAGGUAUACUUCAACAAUACGACAGACGAGCUGGUUCAGGAUGACGUACACAUCCCGGUGAUUCGCAAAUGGGGACAUCCUUGGUUCCAUCUAAACAAGAGAGAGAGAGCAACUAUGUUCCUAACGGAGACAGAAUUGCGACGGCUCCAUCGACGGUUUGGACACCCAGCUGUUACGCGACUAGUCAAACUCUUAAAGGAUGCUGGCCAUAACGACUUCGAAGAAAGAACCCUAGAAGAAGUCACUAAGUUCUGCCACCACUGCCAGCUCCACAGCUCCGCGCCGCGCCGAUUCAAAUUCACUCUUAAGGAUGAUCACCACUUCAACUAUGAGAUCCUGGUGGACGUAAUGUACCUAAGCAACAAACCUGUACUGCAUGUGGUCGAUUCCUCAACAGCGUUUCAAGGCGCGAGGUUCCUCAGCGCUAUCUCAGCUAAAGAAACAUGGCAAGCACUGCGGAUACUAUGGAUCGACACCUACCAGGGACCACCCGACAUCAUCACGCAUGAUGCAGGUACUAACUUCGCGAGCGCAGAGUUCCGCGCAGAAGCAAAGAUCAUGGGAGUCACAUGCAAGCAAGUACCUACGGAGGCGCACUGGUCUAUCGGCAAAACUGAGAGGUACCAUGCCCCUCUACGCCGGGCAUGGGACAUACUCCAUGCAGAACUCACUGACACUAUGUCCGACGACGCGAUUCUCCAGAUGGCUGUGAAGGCUGUUAACGAUACUGCUGGCCCUGAUGGACUAGUCCCGACGUUACUAGUCUUUGGAGCGUACCCACGAAUGACUGCAGAGUCACCGCCAUCACCAUCAAUGGUCAAACGCAGCGAGGCUAUUCAAAAGGCGACGAAAGCCCUGCGCAAGCUCACUGCAGAGCGCCAAGUUGCAGACGCCUUGAACACCCGCAAUGGACCAGCCACUGCAGACAUGCUCGCGCUCCCACUCCAGAGCGAAGUCUUAGUAUGGAGAGAGAGUGAUGGCUGGAAUGGCCCGUACAAGAUCGCCAGUACAGAUGGCCACAACAUCACUGUCGACAUGGUUAAUGGUCCAGCGACAUUCAGAUCAACUGUCGUUAAGCCAUACUACAGACCAGACCACCUGUGGAGCGACCCUGAUGCGCCACACGCGCCGAAUGAGCCGAAUGAGCCGCACGAGCCGAUAGCAGUACCUCCGGCAGCGCAACCACGUAGAAGAGGCCGCCCUCCAGGGUCAAAGAACAAGCGGAAGGCGCACGCGUACAUCACCAAGAAGGAGCAGGACGAUCUUGAGCUAGCUAUCAAGCUACGGAACGAUGGCGUGAUCACAACCUCAGGCGCCCCCUUUGAAGCGUCUGAUGACCAAGAGAUCAGCGACCUAGUAGGUCGUGGAGUCUUCAAGUUUGAGCAAUACGACGAGAGGCUACACAGCAAGAUCCGGAUCUUUAAGUCACGCCUAUCGCCAACCAUCCAGCGAUGUAGCCAGCGCCUGAUUAUGUCGCUGGCGCCUGGGCUAGUACAAAGCGGCAUGAGCGUUGAGCUACGUGAUAUUACGCAGGCAUACCCACAGGCUCAGACAACACUGAAGAGGACGAUACUCGCACACCUCCCUACCGAGCUGGUACAUCGAUAUCCAGAAGGCACGAUACUCCACGUGAUCAAGCCACUAUAUGGGAUCGCGGAGGCAGGAGUCCACUGGUGGACAACAUAUCACGGACACCACUGCAAGGAACUAGAUAUGUCAACAUCUACGUACGACCCAUGCCUGUUGAUCACGAACAGCGACGACGCAGACGUCUUCGGCAUCGUCGGUAUGCAGACAGACGACACCCUCAUGCUCGGAACGACCGCGUUCUUAUCACGCGAAGAGAAAAAGAUCCAGAAGGCGCAGUUUAGAUCAAAACCAAAGGCUAUGCUGACACCAGAGGUGCAGUUAGACUUUAAUGGAUGUACACUUACGAUGGACGCCAGCAGAGUCUUAAUCCUCAGGCAGAAAGGACAAGGAGGAAGGAUCAGGCUUGUUGAUAUUAGGGCACCCGACCGCGCGCAACAGUACACCGAGCAACGCGCCCGCGGAGCGUACAUCGCAUCAACAUGCCAACCAGAGGCAUCAUUUGAUCUGUCCGUAGCUGCUCAAGCGCAGCAACCAUCAGACGAGGACAUUAAGGCACUCAACAAGCGCCUGAAAUGGCAGAUGGAGAAUCUCACUCGUGGCCUACGCUACGUCACUGUCAACCUUACGGAGGCUAAGUUGAUAGUCUUUGUAGACGGCUCCUUUGCCAACAACAAGGACCUCAGCUCACAGCUAGGCUUUGUCCUCAUGCUCGUCAACGAGUCCAUUGGCGCCAACACCUUCACAAUACAAGGCAACGUGAUCCACUACAGCUCUACAAAGUGCAAGCGCAUCACACGGAGCGUACUGGCCUCAGAGAUCUACGGCAUGGUCAACGGCUUUGACAUAGGCAUCGCGGUUGCAACCACGCUAAGGAUAGUUACAGAACGACUUGGACUACCUGCAAUUCCCUUGGUUAUCUGUACAGACUCGUACUCCUUGUACGAGUGCCUAGUAAAGCUUGGGACAACGAAGGAGAAGCGCCUCAUGAUCGAUAUUAUGGCGCUGCGCCAAUCAUAUGAGCGUCGCGAGAUCACGGAGAUCCGCUGGAUCAAUGGCGAAGACAAUCCUGCAGACGCCUUCACGAAGGCAUCGCCAAACCGCGCUCUUGAACGCUUUAUUGACGGCAAUAAGCUGACAGUCCGAGUAGAUGGAUGGGUGCAGAGGCCAACAAGCUUUGAUGUUUAAUGCUAUACACUGUCACUACCGAUACAAGCAGAGUUACUAGCUAUCCAGAAAGAAAAGACUUCCAGUGUCGGAUCGUGAGUAUCGGUAGAGACGUCGGCUGCUGGACACUUCGGCCCGACUUCGGCCCACCUUGCGCAAGAGCUUAGGUAUACCUUCGUAGCACCUAUGUUCGUAGAUAUCAAUUAGAACCACCGAACAGAAUGCAUUCC